Messenger RNA from Thermothelomyces thermophilus ATCC 42464, 1071 nucleotides. RefSeq lists its product as uncharacterized. Gene Ontology annotation, molecular function: ferric iron binding; catechol 1,2-dioxygenase activity. Gene Ontology annotation, biological process: catechol-containing compound metabolic process. Lineage: Eukaryota; Fungi; Ascomycota; Sordariomycetes; Sordariales; Chaetomiaceae. The transcript has 2 exons. The record is from RefSeq and is a predicted model, not a curated record. The coding region runs from base 124 to 873 and encodes 249 amino acids.
GCAGAUUCACGAAUCAAGCGUGUCGAACCGCCACCCCCUCCUUUACCACCGCAAUCCCCUCUACUACUGCCAAUCCCAUAACCACCACCAACAGGCAAAGCAAUUUAAAGAGGGGAAAAAAACAUGGGUAGGGGAGAAUCAGGCCAGACCUCCGCGCAGGCCGGAGGCGCGCCCCCGGCCCUGCUCGACCUGACCAUCGACAACAUCACGCCCAACACGAUCCGCAUCAACUCGCAGAGCGACAACGCCCGCCUGACGUACCUGAUGGCGCGGUUGGUGACACACCUGCACGACUUUGCUCGCGAGACGCGGCUGAGCACGGCCGAGUGGAUGGCGGCGAUCGAGUUCCUGAUCAGCUGCGGAAAGAUCUGCAGCGAUGUGCGCAAUGAGUUCAUCCUGCUGUCCGACGUCCUCGGCCUGUCGCUGCUGGUCGACAACAUCAACCACCCCAAACCGCCGGGCGGCACCGAGGGCUCCGUGCUCGGGCCCUUCCACACGCAUGACGCGCCGGUGCUGCCCAAUGGCGCGAGCAUGACGUCGGACCCGGCGGGCGAGCCGAUGCUGGCCGUGUGCACGGUCAAGGACACGCAGGGCCGGCCCAUACCGGGCGUGACCAUCGACAUCUGGGAGACGGACAGCUCCGGCCACUACGACGUGCAGCACGCCGACCGCGAUGGCCCCAGCGAGCGGUGCGUCAUGGUCAGCGAUGAGCAGGGGAGGUUCUGGUUCCGCGGAAUCAAACCCGUGAGCUACCCGAUCCCCCACGACGGCCCCGUGGGCAAGUUGCUGCAGAUGUUGAAUCGGCAUUGUUGGCGGCCGGCACACGUGCAUUUCAUGUUUGCGAAAGAGGGCUGGGACCGUUUGAUCACGUAAGUUCUGCUGUCCUCCCCAUUCACAGAGACGCUUCGUUGGCCCCCUUUGUGUACAUUUGCUGACGGGUAUCUCUAUUUAUAGAGCCUUGUAUCUCCGAGGUGACCCCUACGAGACGUCUGACGCCGUGUUUGGCGUCAAGAAGAGUCUGAUAAUCGACCUCGACAGGGUCGACAAGAAGACAGCCGAGGAGUACGGCGU